AUGUUCUCGCGGACGCAGGACGCCGGGGGCGCCGACAGCGGUGUCAUUCUUCCCUUUCGGAUGGGCGGCAAAAGUACAGUGGUUAUGUCGGACUACCACAUCUGCAAGUACGACGCCAUCCUCGGCGUGCUCGUUUGCAUCGGCGAUGAUGCAAACGUCCUCGUGCUUGGCAAGGAGAUGUGCCGCGAGCUGCUACCGCUGCCGGGCGGGGUGCACUGGCUAGACGCCUUUGUGUACUCCGGCACCACCAGUUUCCUGGUGCUUGCGUCAGAGACGCUCUUGUGCCUGGACUACAGCGCUGGCGUGAAUGGUAACGGGGACAGCAUGCUGCGGUGCACGGGGUCUGGUGCGCCGUUCACCUGCCUGCAUGUCGCACAGGGCUUGACAUGCGGCGCGGUGGGGCGCAAGGACGGGCUCGUCUCCUAUUUCCGUCUCGAUCCGGUGUCGAACAACCCCGAGGAGCGGCCGCAGCUGCAGUGGACCGCCACGGAGACGAAUGUUCUCGGGCUAUGCCAGCCCUUCUGCAAGGGCGUGGCGGGCCCCAUCAUUGACACGAGCGCCGCCAGCCGCGACAAGUUCUUCACCACAGGCUCUCUGCUCUCGAUGGACUCGUACCCAAACAACCCGAACGCACUCAUCGGUGUGGUGGGCGGGGUUCCCGGGGUGUGCAAGUGGUACAUUGAUGAAGGUCGUGUGAGCUGCUUCUUUGAUGCCAGCAGCAUCGCCGGACAGCAGGACAGCCUUUUGGCCACGUGCCGUGUGACGCCUGGUGGCGUUUACGUCGCUGCCGUCACCAUGCACAGCACCAAGGUUCUCCUGUGGAACGAGAGCAAGAAGCGGCGUGACAAGGUGGCCGAGCUCUACUGGGUCGUGGAUCUCUCUCAGCACAUCUCACAAAGCGUGCCAAGCGCCCCCAGCGCCAGACUUGUCGACGCAUUCGCGUACAACGAGUAUCGUGUGGGUCUGAGCAUGGCCCGCACUGCCCUUGAGGACAGCUUCCACCCCACCAACGACAAGCACAGCCAAAUGUACAUGUUGCUGCACGGCCAGCGCGACAUCCUGGAGAUAGUUAUCCGACUAGAUGACAAGCAGGUGAUGCGCCAGGACGCCAUUAUCGCACACCUGAACGCGUACACGGCGCAGCGUGGUGUGGAGGCGGCGCGUACGAAGAAGGCGGCGGCCGGGUCAAGCGGCAACGGCACAGACGUCGGCGUGAACGCGGUGGACAACUACUUCAACGUCUUUCACGUGGAGCCGUGCGUACUGUCGAACUACUGGACAAGUGGGCUGAGAGACGUUGACCUAGAGGCGCUGUUCGUGACAAGCGAGGAUGGCUUGCGGCCGAUCCUGGCAAAGCGCAACCGUCAGACGGGCGGCAUUGAAAGCAUACGUGAGCUGCGCGAGCUUAGCCCGCAGGCGCCGUGGUACCCGCGUGCGCUGCUGUUGCGGCUGCCCGAGAACCAGAUACGAUCGCUCGCCGAGGAAAUACAACGAACAGCAGUGGCCUCAACGUGGGAGAAGCUUCUGCGCGGCGGCGACGCACUGCUGCGCCACGCGCUGCCUGACGUGGAGGUCAAGGAAGUGGCUAACUCAGAUGCGGCAUAUUUGUGGCGGCAGAGCAUUAUGGUAACCGUCACGGAUGCAGCACAGGCGGUCUGUCUGUCACCGCAGUCCAACGAGGCCUUCAGCGUCAGCUCGAAAGCUUUGGCGAACUGCGUGCCGUGGUCAACUUUGGCGAUCGGCCAGGACGCUGACGGGUUGGUGUUGGAGACGGUGCUGCCCUCGCUGCACACAGUGUUCCUGCCGACGGAGAUAAUUUUGCGCGUGUUCAGCACCGAGUCCAUCGUCACGGUCAUGAAACACGACAUUCGUCGUAACACCGGCUCACUGGUGCUGGACCUGGACCGGGCGGCGCUCCAACUGGACGGGAACGGCGAGCCUGGAAAGCGGAUGGUGCAGCAGGCGGUACUUGUUAAUGCACGUCUGGAGCCGUCCACCGUGACGAGCAAUGUGUCUGUUUACAAGGAUGGCAAGUGCGUGUUGUUGCUGCUCGAGAACUCCUCGGUCGCGCUUGUCGAUCUUUCGGGCAAGGGUGACGACGGCCGCCCUUUCAUGCUUCAAGUUCCCCCUGGGCUGCUCCCGGUCGGGUCAACCAUCGCCUCGCUUGAUGCCUUCUGGAUGGCCAGCCAGACCGCAACAAGCAACAUCAGGACGGGCCUGCUCUGCCUCGCGUGCCUCUUCAAGGACCGCAAAGGAUUCUUGCUUUGGAACUUGAGCGAGAUGCGCCUGAUCACCUACGCGCACCCCGAGUACGCCACGUCCGCCACGCGCCUCAUGGUCACAGCAGCGGUGCAGCCGCCGCUGCCGAAUCUGUCGGGUGACGUCAAGGUGUUCGAAGUCACGCUUUCCAUUUCGCCACCCGUGCACAACGCUGGAGAGUACGGCACCCUUACCUGCUGCGACGCACUUGGCGCUGCUUUGCUGUCGAUGUCGCUUGCGUUUGGCAUCGCGGACGGCGCCCCGCAGGCCUGGUGCUACCGCCUGAGCGCGGAGGUCAGCUGGGUGGCGUUGCCGCAGACGACGAGCGCCACAAAGCUGCUGCCUGUCCGGUUCGAGGUAUUGGGCUCGUCUGUAGAGUGGACGAUUACGGUGGGUGGUGCGGCGGUGGCAACAGGGAAUAGCCCGCUCCAGGGCAGCAUCGUGCACGUCAAGACAACGUGGGCACCAGGCAAAGCCAACCUCACGUACAACACGGAUGCGGGAGAAAUGCGCGACUACGAAAUCAGCCGUGACACCUCCGCCAACGACCGCAUCGACCCAUCCAUCGCGUUCGUUGGCGCACACGAGAUUGCUGUGGUGCAAGUGUCCGCCCUCUUCCCCGCCACUGGAUCGCCGGCCUCGAUGGCGGCGAGUGUCACGGCGGCGGGCACGGUGCCAGCCGCCACGUGCAGGCUCGACCCUGCGCGGCGUCUCGAGCACCUCAGCGUCUACCACGGCCGCGGCGCGCUCAUCGUGGUAACACGCGAUGCGAACGGCUGGCGUUGGGUGAACAUCCUGGACAGCAGAACGGCCAAGCCGAUGAUGCAGUCGUGCGCCACUCUUGACUUUGCUGGCGAGGAGAACGUUCAGGUGCUGCUGGUCGAGAUUGAGAACGUGCUGCAUCUGUACUUCCUCGGCUCCAACAAUGGCGUUGUUGGCCACUUCUUCGUGGAGGCGAACUUGGGUACUUCGAAAGAAAGUGGGGUGCGCAAGCACCCCUGCUUCCGCGGACCACACUACCACUUCACGCCAUGCACCUUCCGCGGCUACGGACGCUAUCUGCCACCGGCGCCGACACUGAAGCAGGAAACGAGCUUCUUCAAGCGACUCAUGACGCUGCCGUGGGAGGACAUUGCCCUGAAGCUAGAGUCCCAGACGCUGCGCGCCACGAAGGCGGCUGGAGUGGCGCAGAUGCCUGCCGGAAACACCCCCAUGGCAGCAGCGCCUACAUCAACACCGUACGCAACCCCCGCCUCUCUGCCGUCAAGUGCGCCACAAGUCGCGAAACCGGACCCUAAGAGGGAGCAGCAAGAGCUGCUCGGCGCUGUCAAGCGCGGAAGUAGCGCAGCAGGACCGGCACAGGCCCCGGCCCCUACGCGGCAGCCUGGUGCUUCUGCAUCUACCGCGGCCGCCACCGCAACCACUCCGGAUGAUUCGCCGGGUGGCCGCUAUGCGCAACUCAAGGCGAUCGCGGAGCGCGAGAAUGUUAGCCUCACUGAGGCCCGGCGAAUGAUGAGCGAGAAUGUGCGCAAGCUGCAGCAACGCGGCGAGCGGCUGAGCGAGAUGCAGAACAAAUCGGCCGAGCUGGCGCAGACAGCACUGACGUUUCAGGAUCUGGCGCGUCAGCUCAAGGAAAAGCAGCGCAGCAGCUGGUUGUAA
Molecule: messenger RNA, 3918 nt
Organism: Leishmania mexicana MHOM/GT/2001/U1103
Lineage: Eukaryota; Euglenozoa; Kinetoplastea; Trypanosomatida; Trypanosomatidae
Exons: 1
Coding region: 1-3918 (1305 amino acids)
Source: RefSeq, a predicted model, not a curated record